GUCUCGUAGGUAUACGGUACUGACGAAGUUUCAUUGUUCUCUAGGAGGGACAUAGCAAUAGGUUCAAAGCCACCAGCAUUGAACUCUGCGCAUCAACUGGGAUGAGUUCAUCUAUGCUCUAGCAGCCCCGAGUUGCGCAGCAUUGUGGGGUUGUGCUGCUGCUCGGUGCCCCAUGUCGCGCCCUUCCCCUCGCCCGGUGCUCAACCUGAGCGGGGCCGCCAUCCAUGGGCCCGAGGAGGAGAAGCACCCCAGCAUCCUGCUGCCCAACCAGCAGCAAGACGUCAGCCACUUUGCAAUCGACAUUGGAGGCUCUCUCAUCAAGCUGGUCUACUUCUCCAAGCACCCCGACUCCACACCUCCGCUGGACCGAAGCAAGGGGCAAACACGCCCCCCAACGCCCCCUCAAGCCCCCGAUGCUCUCCAAGAGCGCGCCAGCAGCCAUGAGGGCGCCGGCACUUCCAAGGCUGCUGUCUCCUCCCCCCGCCUCAGCAGCUGGCCCUCGCUGCGCGCCGCUCUGCGCAAAGGCGGCCGCCUCCACUUCGUCAAGUUUGAGACUGCCAAGUUGAGCGAGUGCCUGGAGUUCAUCGAACAGAAGAAGCUGCACUAUUACAAUGCCAUGGGGCUGGAGGGGCAGGAGGACACGGUGUGGGGCUACGGCGCAGCCAAGGACGUCACCAUCAAGGCGACGGGCGGGGGUGCGUUCAAGUACGCUGACGUGUUCAAGGAGCGGAUGGGCAUCACGCUGGAGAAGGAGGACGAGAUGGAGUGCCUCGUGGCGGGGGCCAACUUCCUGCUCAAGGCGGUGCGCGACGAGGCGUACACGCACAUGGACGGCCGGAAGCAGUUCGUGCACUUCUCGCAGCCCAGCGACCUCUUCCCGUACCUGCUCGUCAACAUCGGCUCCGGCGUCAGCAUGAUCAAGGUGAACGAGGACAGCUCCUUUGAGCGCGUAAGCGGCACCAACCUGGGGGGCGGCACCUUCUGGGGGCUCGGCCGCCUCCUCACCAAGUGCUCCAGCUUUGACGAGAUCCUGGAGAUGACGCGGCGCGGCGACAACAGUGCUGUGGACAUGCUAGUGGGGGACAUCUACGGCGGCAUGGACUACAGCAAGAUUGGGCUGUCCGCGAGCACGAUCGCGAGCAGUUUCGGCAAGGUGGUGUCACAGGACAAGGGCCUGGAGGACUACCGCCCCGAGGACAUCGCGCUGUCGCUCGUGCGCAUGGUCUCGUACAACAUCGGACAGAUCUCGGUGCUGAACGCGAUGCGGUACGGCCUGAAGCGCAUUUUCUUCGGCGGCUUCUUCAUCCGCGGCCACGACAUCACCAUGGACAUCAUCGCCUUCGCCAUCAACUUCUGGUCCAAGGGCGCGAUGCGCGCGAUGUUUCUGCGGCACGAGGGGUUCCUGGGCGCGCUGGGCGCGUUCCUGAGCUACAACGACGAGGCGGGCCCGCUGCUGCAGGGCAGCACCAGCAGCCAGUUCGUGGAGCGCUUCCCCAUGGGCGCGCCCUUCGCGGGCGGCGAGGUGCACGGGCCGCCCAUCAAGGACCUCAACGAAAAGAUCACGUGGAUGGAGAAGUUCGUGCGCACGGGCAGCGGCAUCACGGCGCCCACCCCAACGUCGCAGCCGCCACCCGACCUGGCGCGCACCGCGUCGGGGCCCAGCCUGCACGUCGGCGUCCUGCACCUCUACCCCUCGCUCGAGCCCUUCCCCCUCCUCGACGAACGCCAAGCUAGCUACGAGCCCAACACCUUUGACAUGGCGGAUCCCGAAGAACGAGAGUACUGGCUGCGCAUCCUGGAGGCGCACAUCCCUGGCGUAGUGGAGAAGGCCGUCGCCAGCGAGGGCAGCACCGACGACGCGCAGCGCCGCGGCCACGCCUUCGCGCUCGCCUUCCAGGCGCACCUCGCCAAGCUGCGCGCGGAGCCUGCUGCGUACGGGCAGCUGGGGCUGGCCAACCUGCUGGACAUGCGCGAGGACUGCCUGCGCGAGUUCAGCUUCCGCGACGCCUACCGCACCGUCAAGGAGAGGGAGAACGAGGCUUCUUUGGCGGUGCUGCCGGACCUGCUCGCCGAGCUGGACGCCAUGACGCCCGACUUGCGGCUGACGGCUCUGGUGGAGGGCGUGCUGGCGGGCAACAUCUUCGACUGGGGCAGCGCGGCGUGCGUGGAGCUGUACCAGAGCGGGACCAUCCUGGACAUCUACCGCAUGAGCCGCAACAAGCUCAAGCGCCCAUGGAAGGUCGAUGACUUUGACGCGUUGAAGCAGCGCUUUCUAGGGGACGGCACGGGCCCCCCGCCCCGGCCCCACGCGCGCGCGUUGCUGUUCGUGGACAACAGCGGUGCGGACGCGGUGCUGGGCAUGAUUCCGCUGGCGCGCGAGCUGCUGCGGCGCGGCACAGCCGUGGCCAUGGUGGCCAACAGCCAGCCCGCCAUCAACGACAUCACGCAGCCCGAGCUGGAGCACGUCCUGGACGCCGCAGCGCAGCACGAUGAGCUCCUGCGGUCGGCGCUGGAGGCUGGGGCGGAAGCGAGGCGGGCCGCGGGCAAUGCCGCGAGUGGCAGCGAGGGCGGGUCUGGCCCGGCACGGCUGUGGGUGGUGGGCAAUGGGCACGGCAGUCCGUGCAUCGACUUCCGGCGCGUGAGCGCGGAGCUGGCGGCGGCGGCGGAGGGGGCGGACCUGCUGGUGCUGGAGGGGAUGGGCCGCGCGCUGCAUACCAACUUCAACACGCGCUUCAAGUGCGAGGUCGUCAAGUUGGCAAUGAUCAAGAACCAGCGGUUGGCGGAGCGGCUGGUUGGAGGCAACAUCUUUGAUUGCGUCUGUAGAUACGAAGUGCCUCCAGCGAGCCCCUAAAAGUUGGCCAGGUCUCCUCAAGAUUCGAUUGUUGUAUAUAGCGGCAAGCUAGCCUCAGCGAGCGCUCCUGGAUCGAACAGCCGAGCCUCAAUUCCAGAAUCUUAAAGACGUAUAUGAACCAUGUUAUAUGAUGGAUAAUUUCUUAACAGUCAUAUGAUUGCAUUUGACCUCCAAAAAAAC
Molecule: messenger RNA, 3031 nt
Organism: Klebsormidium nitens
Lineage: Eukaryota; Viridiplantae; Streptophyta; Klebsormidiophyceae; Klebsormidiales; Klebsormidiaceae
Source: the annotation of a GenBank genome assembly